CCACUUUCUAAGAGCCUCAAUGGCAAGUUCAGGGUCUCUAAACGGAUGGAGAGAGAUCUCAAGGGUCCCAGCAACAAGCCCAGCUAGGGACAAGACAUCAAAGGCUAAGGCUACAUGCUCAGCGUUUGACGAGCAAUGCGAUUUGGUAUGGGUUGGUGACUCCUUUGGAUACAUUCGCUCGUUUGAAGGACCUCAGCUGUCAAACUAUACCAAAUUCAAGGCGCAUUUAUCGCCCGUGAAGCACCUAAUAUCACACCAUAAGGGCAUCAUCUCGACGGAUGGUAUCUCUCUGAGACUGACGAGCAGAAGAGGGUUGGUGGUAUUCGACAUUGACAGCUCGACAAAUCCAGAGCUCACAAGCAUCUCUAGCAUCUCGCUUGUGGGCACAAAUGAGCUUUUGGUGUCAACAGAUAGAGCAUUGUUGAGGUUUGACGUUGUCAAAACACAGGUCAUCAAAACCAUCCCGUACAAUAAAGAGGUUUCACUGAUGGCUUCAAAUAAGAGAUAUGCAGCGUUGGCCUCGAGUAAUGACAAUGUGGAUAUCUACGAGGUCAAAAGUGAAACCGUGGUGGCACACUUCCAGGUGAACUUCUCCAAGAUCACAGGAUUAGACCUCAAAGAACAGACCCUCGUGGUUUGUGGAACAACUGACCGUCACGGAGUUGCCAGAUUCAACACAUGGGUCUCGGUGUAUGAUCUACGAACCCAGGCACCACUGAACCCUAUAACUUCACCAGAUGGCGCUGAGUUUGUCAGGUUGCAUCCAAGAUUACCCAGUGUGGCUCUCAUAGCGUCGCCUCAAGGACUGGUGCAAUCUGUGAACAUGUUUGAUCCAGACAGCUCGACAUAUUUCCCUGUACAAGCAGACUCAUUGAAAUCGUUUGAACUGUCGUCAACAGGAGAUUUCCUCUGUAUGGUUGAUAACGCGUCAAUCUUACACCUGUUUUGUCUGGACCCAGACCAUUCGGCAAUGUCCAAGAGGGUGGCCAUUGAACAUCCUGAUGUUGUAAAACCACAUCCAUUCGUUUCAGUGAACGAUUCGGAGUUUUCGUUGAAUCAGAUUGGAAUGCCUUACUACAGGGAAACCUUGCUUUCAGCUUGGCCGUCCCAUAUUUCGUUUAGAAGCCCGGGAACCUUCUCAAGACCAAUUGACAUGUCACUAUUGAGAAACGCUAUCAACGAAAACGGUCUAAUAUCUGCACCAUACAGCAAGGAGAAGUACGGCUCAAGGAACGAAAUGAAACCAUAUGUCUCGAUGUCUCAGUCGAAUGAACCAGCAAGAAAGUUCUUGAGUAAUAAGAAGAAUAAUGUUAAGGCUUCAGGAAAGACCUCGAAGGUGUUCCAAUACAUCUCGUCAUCACCGAACACGAUUCCAAACGCUUUCAAAAAGAUGGAAAUCUCGUACAGUAAGUUUGGUAUCGACGACUUUGACUUUGACUUUUACAACAAAACGCAGUUUUCUGGUCUUGAAUCUCACGUUGAUAAUUCUUAUACGAAUUCACUCUUACAGCUUUACAGAUUUGUUCCAGAGUUUUUCAACUUCAUCAUUAAGAACUUGGCUGUUGAGAACUUGAACGAGGAUUCCUUGUUGACUGAAUUAGGGUACCUGUACGAUAUGCUUGCUAAAGCACAUGGAAAACACUACAGGCCAACAAAUUUCCAACACACCUUAUCAAAUAACGAAUAUGCACGCAAGUUCGAUCUGAUUAAAACAGAUGAUAUAAGUCCACAAGAUACAGAUCUUGCCAGAAGGCUUAAGGAUUUCAACAAGUUUCUUUUGCACAAACUAGCUGAUGAUGAGAAACAAGUGAAUGUUGGGUCUGCAAGACUUGACGUAUUUCCUCAGCUCCUUGGUAUUAGAACCGAAGUUAUCGAAAGAUGGAUAUAUUCUAACAAUACAAACAUCGAUCACAGAUGUAUAUUCACGUUGGACGUUAGAUCUCCACUUGCAAACAACGCAACUUCAGUGCUGAGUGAUAAUGGAAAUGUCUCAAUCAUUCACUACAUACAAUCUUCCAUGAACAGAGUCUCUCGAGCUGCUGACGAUCUUCCUGGUGGUUAUCAAGAUAUCAAGGAUACAUCGACAACAGUUGUUGCCCUUCCUCCAGUAUUGUCUUGUAACCUUGAUCUACUGGAGGUUGAUAAAGUCCAGAUUAGAAAUAAUAAAGAUUGGUUUAAGGAUAGGUUUAAUGCAUUCAAAAAUGGGUCAGGCUACGUAUUGACAGAACAGCAGCCUGGAUCAGAGGACUUGGACUUUUGCAAACAAUACGAAGUGGUUGGCUUUGUCUGUGAAAUUGCUGGUGAGAGAGAUAAUGAUAGUCAUUUGGUUACAUUUGUUAAAAUUCCGAACGAGGAGACCGGUACGACCGACUGGCAUCUCUUUAACGACUUCCUGGUCAUGCCGAUACCAGAGGAGGAAGUCUUCAACAUGUCAUACUGGUGGAAAACACCACUGACCAUUGUCUAUAAAAGAGUCACUUCGGUGGCAGUUCCAUUCCAAUAUGACUGUUGGAAGAACGAUUUGAAUGACCAAAUCCUCUAUCGUGAUCAUUUUGCAUCUGCCAUUAGGGAAUCAAGACGUCUCGAAUACAAGCUGUUAACACGGGAAGAGGCCCCCCAUCCUGGGUCAUUAAUAGCUAUUGAUGCUGAAUUUGUUAUCCUUGAAAACGAACAAUAUGAGAUUGGGAAUAGUGGUAUAAGAUCAUUACUCAAACCCAAGAAGUCAGCUUUGGCUCGUGUUUCUGUGCUGAGGGGGGACGACGGCGAGAACUAUGGUGUUCCGUUUAUUGAUGAUUAUGUUGCUGUCAAUGAACCUAUUACAGACUACCUGACAUCCUUCAGUGGUAUCGAGCCUGGCGACUUGGAUCCAUCUACAAGUACGAGAAUGCUCGUGACAAGACAGACUGUCUAUAGGAAACUCUGGCUUCUAUUAAACCUUGGCUGUGUAUUUGUCGGACAUGGUUUGAUAAUGGAUUUCAGGACAAUCAACAUAUGCGUUCCCAAAGAACAGGUUCGUGAUACUGCGGUGUUCUUUCACAAGGGUCAAAGAAUUCUUUCCUUGCGGUUCUUAGCAUACAUUCUGCUAAAUGUCAAGGUGCAAUUGGGUAAUCAUGACUCCAUCGAGGAUGCUUAUACUGCGUUGUUGAUCUACAAGAAGUAUCUGGAGUUACAAAGAAGUGGUCAAUUCGAGGAGACCUUGGAUCGAAUCUUCCAUGAAGGACAAGCGUUGAAGUUCAAACCUCCUGGAGAAGACUGA
Williopsis jadinii is the source of this 3256-nucleotide messenger RNA. RefSeq names its product poly(A)-specific ribonuclease (gene PAN2). The coding region runs from base 20 to 3256 and encodes 1078 amino acids. Gene Ontology annotation, molecular function: nucleic acid binding; protein binding. The transcript is spliced from 2 exons. The record is from RefSeq and is a predicted model, not a curated record. Gene Ontology annotation, cellular component: PAN complex; P-body. Gene Ontology annotation, biological process: nuclear-transcribed mRNA poly(A) tail shortening. NCBI's taxonomy places the organism in Eukaryota, Fungi, Ascomycota, Saccharomycetes, Phaffomycetales, Wickerhamomycetaceae.